ACCUAACCAUUAGGAUUAAUAUCUUUUUUUUGAUAAAGCAGUAGUAAUAAAAUCCUAUAUCUCUCCCUGGCUUGCUUUUCCUCCAGUCCAGUACAAAAAGAGCUUCCCCUCGAUCUCGUCCUAUAUCGUCAAUGGCCUAUACUUGCCUUAUUCUUUAGUGGUUGAAGUCUUCAAUUCUUUAAUAAGACACAAGAUUAGCCAGCUACCACAUUCUAUUACCUGCUGUAUUCAGUGUUUCUAUAUAUUACUUAUUCAAAUUCCAAUUCACCUUCAAUCUCUAGUUAAAACUACCUAGUAGUUACCUAGGCAUACGCACUGAGAUACUCCCUAGGAUGCACGUGCGGAAGAUCACGUGAACACCACCUUACAGCCCGCGAUCCUCGACUUUCACCAAGUCGAUCAGCCAUGGCCUCCCACCAGAUUGCCAUCGCGAAGGCCUCGCUGUCGGCGGCGCUGUUACGCCCCGAUCCGACUUCUGUUUCGCGCGAUGAGAUCACUGCGCUGCACAGUUCUCUGGACAGAGUGCUGACGCACUGUUCCCCGUCCAACAUCCAGACCUGUAAAACAUGGAUUCUCAACUGGAUUGUCCAGUCAUCCAACAGGGUCGGUGUCUGGGGCAAGUACCUCGUCACACUGGCAACCUCCUUCGCCGCCGCAGGAGAUGACGGAAAGCCCGCUGCUCCGCGCCGCGAAUCGUCCCCUAAACGGAAACGCCUUCAUAUCCUCUACCUGCUCAACGAUCUGUUCCACCAUGCAAAGUAUCACUCCGACACACCCGUCGCAUUUGCCACUCUGAGCGGCUCUCUGCAGCCCUGUCUGGUGGACCUCGUCGGCCUCGCGGCCUCCUACGACCGAGAAAAGAACCCCAAACUGCACCGGCGACUGGACGAUCUGCUGGAUAUCUGGGAGCAACAUGGAUACUGCAGCUCUGACUACAUCGGCAAGCUCCGAGAGGUGGUCAAGACGUCGGCGUCUACGGGCUCCGUCCCUCUAUCUGCAGCGACGGGGGUGCAGGAGAGCAUCGCUCAGAAACAGACGGGCAAAGAUGCACCCUUUGUCAUGCCUUCGACUCAUGGCGACCUGUCCACCCCGUACUAUGAUCUCCCAGCGGGAAAUUUUCUGCACCACAUCAUCCCGGACUCCACCACGCCCUUACGGCCCGAGACCAUCAAACCGUUGCAAUUCCUGGCGGGCCCGGCCGACGAGAAGCUGGUGACGGCCCUGAAAACGUUUCUGAAAGACGUGGACCGGAUCUACGGAGUUGACGAGCCUAUGGACCGGGAAGACGCGGUGGUGGAUAUCGACGAGCUGGGCCAGACGGUCGUGCGGGACUCCAAAACCGGCGAGAUCAUGGAUGGCGAGACGUAUUACGGCUGGUCGCGGACGUUUUGUGAGCAAAUGAAGAAACGCAAUGAUGUGGAUUCUCGGAACCGCAGCCACAGUCGCAGUCGCAGUCGCACUCGCAGCAGGAGCCGCAGCAGCAGCUAUACCCGGACGAAACGGCUCAGACGGUACAGCGCCAGUUCCGACAGCGAGCACAGCCGACGGUCGCGAUCCCGCAGUCGCCGGCGGCUUCAGUCACGAUCCAGCAGCCCCCAGAGUCGUGAACGGUCUUAUUCCCCGCGUCCUGCAUCGUCGUUUUCCGGCCAAUACGCUCUUCCCCCCCCUCCUCCCCCUCCUCCAGCAAACGUUACUUCUCUUCACCCCCCCCCUCCUCCGGCUCUACCACCAAACUUUCCCCCAUCAAACCUUCUUCCUAAUGUUCCCCCACCACCGAACGUUCCCCCCAUGCCAUUCCCCCCCGGAGACGGCCAACCGUACCACCCAGGUUUUGCCCCGGGAAUGAUGCCAGUUCCCCCUCCCCGACCAGCCAACUACCAUGGACCAUGGCCUCCCCCGCCGCCGAUGCCGCCCGUUGCGAUGAACCCAGGAACCAGCCAGUCUGCCUUUCCUCCGCCAUUUGUGCCGUUUCAUCCUCUCCCGCCAGGCCAGCCGGGUCCCCCGCCGAACGCACCUGGCCAGCCUAUGCCUCCGGGGUCUCAUCACUUCCCGCCUCCUCAUACAGGCUGGCGGAAUUGGAGGUAACAUAGAGUAUGAAUCAAAUAAUGGAAAUCAGUAUUAAUCAUAAGUGGUAUUAAGUGGUAUUAAGUAUUCUAUUCUAGUAUAUAAGUUCGUCAAGCACUGCUCAAUUCCAAAGAAUGUUUCGCCUGGUUUGCCUCCUGGAUCGUCUGACACCCCUUGAUAAUCCCAAAGCCAUCCUAGACAUCAAUUAGCACGAUUCGAAGGGUAACUUGAAAAAGGACGUCUAAAUUGU
Penicilliopsis zonata CBS 506.65 is the source of this 2314-nucleotide messenger RNA. RefSeq lists its product as hypothetical. Gene Ontology annotation, biological process: intracellular calcium ion homeostasis. The transcript is spliced from 3 exons. The record is from RefSeq and is a predicted model, not a curated record. Bases 406 to 2085 code for a protein of 559 amino acids. Gene Ontology annotation, cellular component: perinuclear region of cytoplasm. NCBI's taxonomy places the organism in Eukaryota, Fungi, Ascomycota, Eurotiomycetes, Eurotiales, Aspergillaceae.